Molecule: messenger RNA, 5580 nt
Organism: Ficedula albicollis (Collared flycatcher)
Lineage: Eukaryota; Metazoa; Chordata; Aves; Passeriformes; Muscicapidae
Product: cullin-9
Exons: 25
Coding region: 195-4937 (1580 amino acids)
Biological process (GO): ubiquitin-dependent protein catabolic process
Molecular function (GO): ubiquitin protein ligase binding; zinc ion binding
Source: RefSeq, a predicted model, not a curated record
UUCCGCCGCCUCCCGGUGGCGCCGGGGCCGAUCCGCGCCUUCGCCCGGCGCCGCUCCGGGGCCGUGGGCAGGGUCGGACCGGCGCCUCAAGGGCCGCUUCCUUCUUCCUGCCUCAGGGAGACUGCAAGAAGAUUCCCAUCCGGCAUGCUGCAAAUUCCAAGGAAGGCAGCGCAAUCGAAGACACGUCUGCUGCCAUGGUGAAUGAGAAGCACAAUGACACCCUGCUCGUGCAGCUGGGGCCCAAGCUGCAGGCCUGCCCAAAGGAGCUGCUCCGGCAGCGCCGAGGCCACGCCGGCCGGCCGGAAUACCUGGUCCGGUGGAGCAUCGUCAGCUCGGAAGAGAGAGCAGCGGGAGGCAGCAGUGCCUCCUGUGCAGAGACCAAGGCAGAGAGCAUCUCCAUGUGGAUGUCUGCAGAGGAGGUGUGUGCCAGCUGCCCGGCGCUGCUGGGCCAGGGGAGGCCGGAAGGGCCGCGGCUGGAAGAGGAGAAGGCGCCCGGCCCCUCGGACAAAGCCUGGCUGGACGAAGCCUCGCUGCUGGAGAUGAAGGCCGACGUCAGGAGCCUGGUGCAGCGAGCCGGGCGCCAGGUGGCCGAGGCUGGGACGCCCGAGGGCUCCAUCCUGAGCACGGUGCACGUGCUGGGUGCCUACGCCGGCAUCGGCUCCCUGGCGGGCGCCUUCAGAGAGACGGGAGCCCUGGAGCUGCUGACGGCGAUGCUGUGCCACAGGGAGAAGCGGAUCCGCCGCGGUGCCGGCCAGAUGCUGCGCGCUCUGGGCGCGCACGAUGCAGAGAGCCGGGCCUGUGUCCUGCUGUCCCUGAGCCAGCAGGAUGGCAUUGAGCAGCACAUGGACUUUGACAGUCGCUGCACCUUGCUGGAGCUGUUUGCUGAGAUCACGUCCUCUGCAGAGCACUGCAUGUCCUUCGAGGGGAUUCACCUCCCGCAGAUCCCUGGGAAGCAGCUGUUCGUCCUGGUGAAGCGCUACCUGUGCGUGACUUCUCUCCUGGACAAGCUGAGCAGUGGCUUGGAGCAGGGAGAGGCUGUGCCCAGCCCUGUCCCUGAGGAGAGGAGCCGUGUGAAGCAGGAGUUUGAGUUCAGCAUGGCCAUGGCAAACCUCAUCUCGGAGCUGGUGCACGCGAUGGGCUGGAGCCGCAGCCACAAGGCAGAGCUGCUGGCCCAGCGGGACCUGCAGCCUUGCCCUGCCCGCUCCAUCUUCCAGCACAAGACUCCAGCCAGCACUGCUGCCCAAAAGCCUGUGUUGCCUUCAAAUCCUAGUCCUCACAAAAAGCAGGGCUGCACUUUCCUGACCGCAUCAGACUUCGCAGACAGCAGUGACUACGUGGAGUACUUGCGGGCAAACCUGGUGCGUGGCAUGCGGGUGCGCUUGCUGGAGGACUGUGGUGAUUUCAGAGCUGGGGAGGAAGGCGAGUUUCUCCAGAGCACCAAUAACAUGCACACAGUACAGGUUUUAAGAGAGUCAACAGGUCGGACCUACUGGAUGCGUUGGCACAUACUGGAGAUUGUUGGCUUUGGGGACCAGUGGGAAGAUCCUGCUGCUCAGGAAAAGGAAUAUAGUGUGAGAAAGUGCUUUAAUCUAGACACAGGUGAGAUUGUGAUGCAUGUGUAUGUAAUCUCUUUCUUUCUGAUUAUCCUAUGGAAGAGGAGUGGUGCCCUUUAUAUAGCCAAACACAUAGCAAGUAGCAGCCUGGGUUUAGAAAGCACUAUUUGUGUGACCAUCCCCGCAGCAGCCCCAGGGCCCCGAGCCCCAGGGUGCUGGCAGGGCGGGGCAGGGCUGGGGCUGUUCCGAGGGGCUCGUCCCGCUGCGGGCUCAGCCCUCGCGCCGCUCCCGCAGGUGCAGCGGUUCCUGGAGGCGGCGGGGCAGGCGCCGGACCUUGCGGAGCGCUACUGCCGGCUGUACCAGCGCCUGCGCGGGGCCACGGAGGAGCUCUUUGGGCAGCAGGCCGCCUUUGUGCUGGCCCUGGGCCAGGGCUUUGCGGGGGCUUUGCUGCAGCUCUCCUUCCUGACUGCCCUGCACGUGAGUGAGCAGUUUGCCCGCUACCUCGACGUGCAGAUCCAGGAGCUCCGCAGGGCUGCAGGCAGCACAGGGCCUCUGGAGCGGCUGCAGCAGUUUUUGGAGCCCUUUGCCGUCUUCAGUGGCCUGGAGUUUGCCCACACCUUUGAACACUUCUACAGGCACUACCUGGGGGACCGGCUGCUGACACAAGGGCCAUCUUGGCUGGAAGGAGGCAUCGUGGAGCAGAUCGGACUGUGCUUCCCCAGCCGCUUUCCCCAAGACAUGCUGAGCAACUUGGCCCAGUCGGAGGAGCUCCAGCGGCAGUUCUGCCUCUUCCAGCUGCAGGAGCAGGAUAAGCAGCUGCUGGAGCUGGACGCGGGCCUGGACGAGGUGCUGGGACCAGCUGCUGUGGCAGAUGUGCCAGAGGUGAAGGUGCUGGCCCUGUCCCCCCGCUGCUGGCCCGUUUCCCCACUCUGUUACAUGAGUAACCCUGGGAGGUUUUUCCCGGCGGCGCUGAGCUCCCCCCUGGAUGAGUUUGCUGACUUCUGCCGGCAGAGCCAGAGCCAGCUUGGCUGGGAGUGCACGAAGCCCCGUCGGCUGCAGUGGACGUGGCUGGGCCACGCCGAGCUGCAGUUCGGAGACUGCGUUCUGCACGUGUCCACGCUGCAGAUGUACAUCCUGCUGUGCUUCAACAGCGCCCAGGAGGUGGCUGUGGAGGCCCUGCUGCAGGCUACGGGGCUCCCUGCUGACCUGGUGCACCACGCGCUGACACCGCUGACCCGCGGCCAGGGCGUCCUGGUGGGGAGCUGCGCUCCGGGGGGUGUGCUGCGGCUGAACCAGGCAGCCCUGGCCCAGAGCUCCGGUCGCCAGCUGAGGCUGCUGCCCCAGCAGAGGUACCUGCGCACCGAGAGGGCCGAGGUGAGUGCCCUGGAGAGGAAGAGGAACGUCCUGUGCUGCCUCAUCACCCGCAUCCUCAAGGUGGAGAAGCAGCUGCACAUCGACAACCUGGUGUUCAGGGUGAUCGAUGCCUGUCAGAAGGGCGAGCUGGGGCCAGGGGUGCAGUUCCUGAGCUUCUGCUGCCACAGCGUGGACGUGCUGUCCUGCAUCCUGCACCUGCUGAACCAGGGCUACCUCCAGCGCCAGGAGGGGAGGCCUCAUGUCUUGGAAUACAUCUCUGCUGAAUCCACAGCACCUCUUGGUGGCCAAGCACAGAUGACUUUCCAGUGCAGGCCAGCCCAAGUGUCUCUGGAGGAGGAGAGCAGAGACAGCCUGCAUAGGCGGAAUCCUGGCACAGACAGGCCGGAAGAAUAUCUCAUGGCAAUGCUACAGGUGCCAAUGGGGCACACACUCAGUCCAGAGGAGGCCAAGCUGCUCAUGAACCAGACAGUACAGCAGGUCCAGGAUACUCUGAGCAUACCGGAUGAUGUUGCUCAGCACCUCCUCAUGCACUGCCGGUGGAAUGUGGAUUUCCUGAUCCAGUGCUAUGUGGAGAACCGUGAGGCCCUGCUCAUCUCCUCAGGGCUGCAAGUGCAGGAUGUCCAGCCUCCCCCAAGCCCUGGAACCCACUGCCCAGUCUGUGUGAACCAGCUGUGUCCCACUGAGAAGCCACCAACCCUUUGCUGCAUGCACUACUGUUGCAAGCCCUGUUGGAGGGAAUAUCUCACAACUCGCAUUGAGCAGAACAUGGUUGUCAACUGCACGUGUCCCAUAUCCGAGUGCCGUGCUCAGCCAACAACAGCCUUCAUCUACUCCAUCGUGUCCUCCCAGGAGAUUAUAGCCAAGUAUGAAAAAGCCCUCCUCAGACGCUACGUUGAGUGUUGCUCCAACCUGACAUGGUGCACCAACCCUCAGGGCUGUGAUCAGAUCCUCCUUAAGGAUGGACUUGGUUAUGGAGCAGCCUGUUCCAAGUGCUCCUGGAUAUCCUGCUUCAACUGCAACUUCCCAGAGGCCCAUUAUCCUGCCAGCUGCAGCCACAUGUCUCGGUGGGUGGAUGAUGAUGGGUACUAUGAGGGAAUGACAAGUGAAGCCCAAAGCAAACAUCUGGCUAAGCUCAUUUCAAAGCACUGCCCAAACUGCCAGGCUCAGAUAGAGAAAAACGAGGGGUGCCUGCAUAUGACAUGUGCAAAGUGUAACCACGGCUUCUGCUGGCGCUGCCUCAAGCCCUGGAGGCCAAAUCACAAGGAUUAUUACAACUGCUCUGCUAUGGUGAGUAAAGCAGCUUGGCAGGAGAAGCGUUUCCAGGAUUACAACGAGAGAUGCACCUUUCAUCACCAUGCAAGGGAAUUUGCCACAAGUCUGAGGAACAGCAUUUUUUCCAUCAGAGAGAUGCCAAAAAUUAGGAACUUGACCUUUGUUCUUGAUGCCUGCAAAGUGCUAGAACAGGCACGGAAGGUGCUGGCCUACUCCUGUGUAUACAGCUACUAUAACCAGGAUACUGAGAGCAUGGAUAUUGUGGAACAGCAAACUGAGAGCCUGGAGCUGCUCACUAAUGCUCUGCAGAUCCUUCUGGAGGAAACCCUGCUGCAGUACCAGGAUUUGGCCACCUCUCUUCAGCUCCUGAAAGCAGAGCACUUCCACGUGGGUUUGGAGUUGGUGCGGCAGAUCAAGGAGCGUCUCUUUGCAAUUCUCUGGCACUCCACACAGGAUUUCCAUGUUGGGCUCCAGACUUCAGGAGAUGCUGUCCAGAGAAAGUUGAAACUUGCAAAUGUGCCUGCUUCAGCCAUUGCAUGUGCAGGGCAAAAACGUAUCAUCCUGUGUGAAUCCCCCAACACAGAUGAAGGUGACAAGGAGGUUGAAGAUGAGGAGUAUGAUCCACAGUGGCAGGAAGACUAUGAUGAUGAUGAUGACCUUGAUGAAGACAACUUUAUGAUUGAUAAUGAUUCAGAUUGUGAUUCCUACUUUGAUGAUAAUGAUAGCUAUCGUAGCUAACACUAGAAGUGUUCUGUCACCCAGCCUGCCACCUUGGACCUUUGCGUCUACUUUGUCUCAACCUGUUUGUGUUAAUGUUUUUCCUGAAAGGCAGGGAGGAGCUUUCACAUGGAACAAAACAUUUCCUCUGAGAGGUUUCUUGCUCAGUGAGUCUUGAAUAUGUAGGAACAUGCUCUGGGCAGCUGGUCUGUGUUACUAUGGCCACAUCUCUCAGAAAGACAUCUCCUUGGCCUUUUUUGCUUGUCUCCAGUUCUGCCUGUAGGUAUUUAAUUGUGUUAGAAAGUCACAGCCCACGUGCAAGUGAGGACCACUUUCCACCUGUUAAAGGGCCGCUCCUUGUCCUUGGUGUGUUCUCCCCAAGGGCUGGGCACAGGGGAGGGUGGCACGUGUCCCAGCACAGCCCUGUCUAGCAAUGGCCACUGUCUAGAAAUGCUGUAAAAAGAUGCAUUUACACUCAAGUUAAAGCCUCCCAAAUGGAGCUGGUGGGAUGCUCCCCAGCCAUAGUUGGAAGUGGUUGGUUCCUCUAGUUGAGAGGGGCUGCAUAUUUGCCCUUUGUUGGACUUUUUUUCUCUGUUACAAAGCAGGAAGGGCUACUAUGAGUAACACAAGUUUGCAGGAUUGUUUGAGUUUAUAAAUAUAUGCA